Dendronephthya gigantea is the source of this 2314-nucleotide messenger RNA. Its product is annotated as trypsin-4-like. Gene Ontology annotation, biological process: proteolysis. The transcript is spliced from 8 exons. Gene Ontology annotation, molecular function: serine-type endopeptidase activity. The coding region runs from base 94 to 1536 and encodes 480 amino acids. Lineage: Eukaryota; Metazoa; Cnidaria; Anthozoa; Malacalcyonacea; Nephtheidae. The record is from RefSeq and is a predicted model, not a curated record.
GACGUCCUAAUACGUAUGGUGUUUACACUGAGAUGGAGCAUUUGAGUGCUUGGAUAACAAACAUCACUGUAUUCAGACAGUCCUACUUCAACUAUGGCGAAACCACAGGCUGCUGUCCUGGUUCUGAUGUUCAGCCUGUUUCUGGGGGAGCUGAACUUGGUCUCUGGUUCUCAAGUAGGAUCUAAUUACAUUCAAAUUGAUGGAUUUCGCGUAAAACGAGCAACAAGCUGCCGGGAUUAUUAUAAUUACAACACAUGCUACUCGUACAGAAUCAACAAUUAUUGCUAUUAUUACGGAAAUUACUGCAGAAGGACAUGCGGAUUGUGCAAAGUAAAGCCAGUAACUACGAAGCCACCUCCAGCCUCGUAUUGUAGGAACACAAGGUCUAAAAUUCAGUGUGACAAUUGGGUGAAGCAAAAGUACUGUACGGACAAAAGAUAUUCCAAAUGGAUGAGAGAUAACUGCGCACUCUCGUGUGGACAUUGUGUUUGCAAGGAUAACAACCAGCAAUGUGCAUCGUGGAGUAAAACAGGGGAAUGUGUUAAAAAUCCAAAUUAUAUGUUAAUCAAUUGUCAGAAAUCAUGCGUUGUCUGUCGCUCAAGAACAGUCACGAAACCAAAACCUAAACCAACUCCAAAACCAGCCCCAAAACCCACUCCAAAACCCACUCCAAAACGAACCCCUAAACCAACCCCUCAACCCACCCCAAAACCAACGACCCAGGCAACUACACUUGCGACCACACGGUCCACAGUUGGUACAAGAAGCUGUGGCCACUCAUCCACAACCGGUGGUCGUAUUGUUGGGGGGAUAUUUGCCCAUCCGGGCGAAUGGCCCUGGAAUGCGGCCAUUACAUCGUGCAGUAAUUGCACCAGGCUCCCUUUCUGUGGGGGGACUUUGAUUAACAACGAGUGGGUGGUCACCGCUGCUCAUUGCGUCGUUGGGAAAGAUCCCUCGCAAAUGUUCGUGAAGCUAGGUGAGACGAAUAUCUAUCAUAAGAGCGGGCACGAAGUCGAACGACAAAUACAGGCCAUCUAUAGCCACAACGACUAUGCGAUUGCUUCAAGAUAUGAUUAUGACGUGGCCUUACUGCGUCUUAGCAGCAGCGUCCAGUUUACCUACUAUAUUCAACCUGCAUGCCUGCCUCAUCUCAAUCCAAAGCUGCCCGCUGGGAAGAACUGCACAGUCACUGGAUUUGGCCGAACAACGGAACGUGGAUACAAAAGCCCGAGACUAAAGCAGGCCAAAGUUCCGCUAGUCUCUCAUGCCGAGUGCAAAAAGGCAGUUGGUAGUUCGGCCUCCCUACGAAUUACUGACAAUAUGCUUUGCGCUGGUCAUGCUAAGGGCGGAGUCGACGCAUGUCAAGGUGAUAGUGGAGGACCCUUAGUGUGCAAGAAUACCGAUGGCUCGUAUGAAUUAGCCGGCGUGGUGUCCUGGGGCAAAGGUUGCGCCCGCGUUAACCAAUACGGUGUAUACGCUGACAUGCAGGUACUUCGUGGCUGGGUAGAAAACGUAAUGGCUCGAAACAGUUCCUGAAGAUCGGGCUAGGGUCUGCAAAAACUGUAAAUAGAUUGAUCAAACUGAAGGACCGAUUCUUACAUAGUAAUUUCGCUGUUUUAAAUCCUUCAAAUUAAGCCAAGAAACUGGCUUGCAUGAUUGGUUGUGCCAUCUUUACAGAGCAAAAUGUAGCUGAUUAAUUAACAAACACUAUACUCCAUAUGUCUGUUUGUAACCAAAGUUCUUUCGCAAAGUUCGGGUGUUUACGGUUCGGAACUUUGCGAUUAUUCUUCGAUUAACUUCUACGAUUAUUUCAGGGUCAGGAAUGUUAAACUGUAAUCAGCGAUAGUUAUGAGAAAUGAUUGAAUAAAUCCAGAUUCCAAAGGAUAAAUUCUUAGCGGAAGGGCCUAUGUACUGCUUCGCACAUUACAUGAAAUGUUUCGACUGAAUUAUUUGUAUCCAUUAACUAGCAAAAACCCGUUAUCAUUCGGUUAUUCUACCGACUGCACGAAAUAUUUUUUCCCUAACUCUUUGAAUGUGAUUUCUUCGUCUGGUAAGAAGAUUAAGGAACGUCGUGCAAAGUUAGACAGAUGCCACCUGCUUCAUUUAACAGGUGUCCAGCAAUCAGAAUUUUCUCCUUGAAGACUAGCGGUGAUCAGAAGCAAAAAUUUUAGUUUAUUUACUAAGUGAACCGUUUUAUUUGUUCAUUAACAGAACAAGGUACGUUUUAUUAUCUAUUUUAUACUCUUUAAAAGUUUUCGGAUGAUUUAGAAGAGCGCUGAUAUAAAUAUUGUUGAUUUAAACGACGGUGUGAUUC